Messenger RNA from Callithrix jacchus (white-tufted-ear marmoset), 6164 nucleotides. The record is from RefSeq and is a predicted model, not a curated record. Lineage: Eukaryota; Metazoa; Chordata; Mammalia; Primates; Cebidae.
CCAGGCGGACAGGUCACUGGAGUCCGGAACCCGGGAAUCUGAGCCCGGAGGGCGUGGGUAGGGGGCGUUGCGCCAGUGCCCGGCAGACAUGCCUUUGGGCGGGAUUUUGGCUAAAAGAUAGGAGGCAGGUGCGCAGGGGUGCGGAGAGCGGUCCCAGGGGGCGGGAGAUUGGGGAGCGGCGGGGAGGGGGGGAGGGUCUGGUCCAGGCAGGUAGAGGCAGCUUCUUAGGCAGCCAGCGAGUUGGCAGGUGGGUUGGGACUCGCUUGUCAACUCAUUAAUUUUAAGCAGUCAGGUUGGGGGCACUGCAGGAUAAUCAGGAGGGCAGUGGGGAGGCAAGAGGUGACCCGGGAUGCCGGUGGUGGGGAAGGAAAAGAGGAGCCUUGGAAAGCUUGGAGGCAAAAUUGCGCUUGGGUUCCGGGUCCUUGCAUUCCCCCUGCCUUGAGUGCAGGAGAACACUUUUUCAAGACUCACCUUGGAAGGAAAGCCUCCGUCUCAGGGGAGAAGGAGAGGCGUCUGCAGGGGGCAGAGACAGCAGCUACCUGCCGGGUGCGCCCCCCACCCCAGGAGCGCUCGCUUCGCCCCCUUUCCUCCCCCGCCCCCACCUCCUUAUUGGUGCUAGUUUGCAGCGCCCAGCUCCUGCGCCUUCGCUUCGCGUUUGAAUCUGGCUCGCCCCUUCGUAUUAUGUCUGCACUCCGAAGGAAAUUUGGGGACGAUUACCAGGUAGUGACCACAUCGUCCAGCGGCUCGGGCUUGCAGCCCCAGGGGCCAGGCCAGGACCCGCAGCAGCAGCUUGUGCCCAAGAAGAAGCGGCAGCGGUUCGUGGACAAGAACGGCCGGUGCAAUGUACAGCACGGCAACCUGGGGAGCGAGACGAGCCGCUACCUCUCGGACCUCUUCACCACGCUGGUGGACCUCAAGUGGCGCUGGAACCUCUUCAUCUUCAUUCUCACCUACACCGUGGCCUGGCUCUUCAUGGCGUCCAUGUGGUGGGUGAUCGCCUACACUCGGGGCGACCUGAACAAAGCCCAUGUCGGUAACUACACGCCUUGCGUGGCCAAUGUCUAUAACUUCCCUUCUGCCUUCCUCUUCUUCAUCGAGACCGAGGCCACCAUCGGCUAUGGCUACCGAUACAUCACCGACAAGUGCCCCGAGGGCAUCAUCCUCUUCCUCUUCCAGUCCAUCCUGGGCUCCAUCGUGGACGCCUUCCUCAUCGGCUGCAUGUUCAUCAAGAUGUCCCAGCCCAAGAAGCGCGCCGAGACCCUCAUGUUCAGCGAGCACGCGGUGAUCUCCAUGAGGGACGGAAAACUCACGCUUAUGUUCCGGGUGGGCAACCUGCGCAACAGCCACAUGGUCUCCGCGCAGAUCCGCUGCAAGCUGCUCAAAUCUCGGCAGACACCUGAGGGUGAGUUCCUUCCCCUUGACCAACUUGAACUGGAUGUAGGUUUUAGUACAGGGGCAGAUCAACUUUUUCUUGUGUCCCCACUCACAAUUUGCCACGUGAUCGAUGCCAAAAGCCCCUUUUAUGACCUAUCCCAGCGAAGCAUGCAAACUGAACAGUUCGAGAUUGUCGUCAUCCUAGAAGGCAUUGUGGAAACAACUGAUGGAGUUUUGCUCUUGUUGCCCAAGCUGGAGUGCAAUGAUGUGGUCUUGGCUCACUGCAACCUCUACCUCCCAGGGAUGACUUGUCAAGCUCGAACAUCAUAUACUGAAGAUGAAGUUCUUUGGGGUCAUCGUUUUUUUCCUGUAAUUUCCUUAGAAGAGGGAUUCUUUAAAGUUGAUUACUCUCAGUUCCAUGCAACAUUUGAAGUCCCCACCCCACCUUACAGUGUGAAAGAGCAGGAGGAAAUGCUUCUCAUGUCGUCCCCUUUAAUAGCACCAGCCAUAACUAAUAGCAAAGAAAGACAUAAUUCUGUGGAAUGCUUAGAUGGACUAGAUGACAUUACUACAAAACUACCAUCUAAGCUGCAGAAAAUUACUGGAAGAGAAGACUUUCCCAAAAAACUCUUGAGGAUGAGUUCUACAACUUCAGAAAAAGCCUACAGCUUGGGAGACUUGCCCAUGAAACUUCAACGAAUAAGUUCAGUUCCAGGCAACUCAGAAGAAAAACUGGUAUCUAAAACCACCAAGAUGUUAUCAGAUCCCAUGAGCCAGUCUGUGGCUGAUUUGCCACCAAAGCUUCAAAAGAUGGCUGGAGGAGCAGCUAGGAUGGAAGGGAAUCUUCCAGCCAAAUUAAGAAAAAUGAACUCUGAUCGCUUCACAUAACAAAGCACUCCCUUAGGAAUUAUUUAAUGUUUGAUUUAGUAAUAAUCCAAUAUUUGGCAAUGAGGUAAUUCUCCCUAAGGAAUCUGAAAGUAUAUUUUCCUCCCAGUUCUACAAGCAUAUUUGAGAACCCUUCCUUUCACAAGUACUGCUAAUGUGCAGAAAGCCACAGUUACGAAGGGAGGACAUAAUAAGGAAGUUAUUUAUGGGCAUGUAUUAUCACAUCAAGCAUGCAAUAAUGUGCAAAUUUUGCAUUUAGUUUUAUGGCAUGAUUUAUAUAUGGCAUAUUUAUAUUGUAUAUUCUGAAAAAAAUAUAUAUAUAUAUUUAAAGGGGAGAUACUCUCCCCAACAUUUCUAACAUAUGUAUUAAGCCAAACAUGAGUGAAUAGCUUUCAGGGCGAUAAAACUAAAUAUAUGUCUGUGUGUGUGUGUAUGUAUACACACAUAUACAUAUAAUAUAUAUAUAUAUAUAUACAUACACAUACAUACAUACAUAUAUAUCUGAUAAAAUUGUGAUGUUUUGUUCAAAGUUGUAGUUCUUGUGCAUGUUUACUUUAUUAGAGUAGGAAGGCUACUGGCAUUAAUUAUUAAUACCAAAUAUUUUAGCCUUAAAUUUUUGUCAUUUUAAAAUCUGAUUUAAUGUUUUCUGCUGUUUAAGGUCCUGGGAGGCUUUCAAUUGUAUUUUAUAUGAGAGAAUCACACAAGUUUGUGCUAUUUAUGGCCCUGCAAAAAUAUUAUCAUUACAUGUUUAAAUUGUAAAUUUUAGAGCAUACCAGUACUAGUAUAGCAUUGAACAUUUCUUAUGAUUUUUAAAAGUUGCUAGUACUGGGGAGAAAUAAUUGUUGAUUAAUUUGAGAAUUAUUCCUUUCCUAGACUAAUUAAAAUCUGGAAAUCUGUUUUGUAUAAGAUCUAAUACAAAGAUGAGCUCUGAACAAAUGCUGAAUCAUUGUGAAUAGACAGUAGCCAAGUUAUAUUGAGUAUAUCAGAAUCUGUGUGAAGUUACACAAUUAAUGGUCCCUGUUUCAAACUAAGUCAAUUGGAAAUAUUUUCAUUCUUUUUUCUGGAAAUUACCUUCAUUUAAAAAAACAAUUAUUUUAAGAAGACAUGACAAUGCAAUGAAACAGAUGAUAAAUAUUUAUGCUUAAAAUAUGUAUGUCUAAUUGAGUCUCCUUUUUAUUCUGUUUUCUUGUUUAUGACAUUUGUUGUAACAGGAUAGACUUUUUCCUCACCUAGGGAACCUAUCCCAUGCCUGUCACUUAUCAUUCUGGAGGGAGUUUAUGCAUGGACCUGAAAGAAAUUAAAAUUAGAUAAAUUGAAGAUAUCUUAGACACAGUUUUUUGGUGAACACACUGAUUUUAUUGGUGUCUUGGAUCCCUGGUCUACCCAAAUAAUUUUAACAGUACCGUUUGUCUAAUCCCAAAGUCUGAUAUUUAUGACUCAUUAGCAGGAAUCAAAACUAGUGAUCAGUAGAACACUUUCAAAAUAAAAAUUUGGAAUGCAGAGACUUUUAUGAAAAUUUUAAAGUGCUCCUUAACAGAAUAUCAUGGGUUUUCCUAUGAAACUUCUUUAAGUAUUGUAAUUUAAGUCUGCCCCAAAUUAAAAAAAAAUCUCAUUAAUAUGUAAGUCAUUAAUUGCUAGUUUGGGCUCUUAUUAUUUCCUAUUUUUUAACAAUCUUGUGAUAAUUUUAUUAUUGGCAAAUUAAUUCAUCAACACUUCACUGACUAUAAUAACACCUUCUGGCUACCUCUGUAUCAACCAAAUUCUGUAGGUGCAAAUAUAUACCAGGGAAUUGUUACUGGCAAAAUGAUCAGUCUUGGGUGUGCAUCCACUGCGAAUGGAGCAAACUGCCCUAUGACAAUUGAUAACCAAGCUUUCUGAUUUGGUGGAUGUAGGAAACAAAAUAGUGAGAUAAUGAAAGGGGUCCACAGGGCACGGUGUAUUUAUCAGCAGUGGGAAAAAGUGCACGGAUCAUUUAGUCCAAGGACUUAAAACUAAAUAGAGCCAUAAUUUACUUCGGAGAGUCAUUUUAAUUUGUCUUUGGUCCCAAGGAGAAGAUGGAACCAAAAACAAACUCUCCAAGUAUAUUCACACAUUCAAAAAAUUUUUUGUAUGCCUUCUGUAUUGUAGGCAUUUUUAGUUCCUGGGGAUUUGGACAUAAGUCAGAGGAGGUCAUUGCUCACCAUGAACACUGUAUACCAAAGGAGAGUGAGGAGGAGACAAAAACAAGACCACUUCAGACAGUCAAAAUAUCAGUUAAGAGAAGGAAAACAGGCCCGGCCUUGUGGCUCAUGCUUGUAAUCCCAGUACUCUGGGAGACUGAGGUGGGUGGAUCCCUGAGGUCAAGAAUUUGGGACCAGCCUGAACAACAUGGUGAAUCCUUGUUUUUACUACAAAUACAAAAAUCGCUGGGUUUGAUAGCAGGUGCUUAGAACCCCAGCUAUUGGAGAAGCUGAGGCAGGAGAAUCUCUUGAACCUGGGAAGCGGAGGUGGCAGUGAGCUGAGAUUGCACCACUGCACUCAGCCUGGGUGAUAGAGCGAGACUCCAUCACAAUAUCUAAAAAAAGAAUGAAAACAGGGUAACGUAAUGCAAAGUGACUGUGUGGAGUAAGAACUGAUUAAUUUAGAAAAUGUGACUGGCUCAGGAUGGGGAUAAUAUGUGAACAGAACUCUAUCUGAUCGGUGAGAAAGAACUACUGUUGUUGAAAUUACCUUAUUUGAGUGAAUGCUAUUCUUUUAUCUUUUCCACACGUGUGUGGGAAAGGUAUAAUUUCUGCAUGUAAUUGCAGUUUAACUUUUAUUUCUAGGUUGAUGAUAGGUCCCAGUUUACCCAGGAAAAUUUCAGUUUAUACCUGUUGUACCUGUGUAAUUAUUUGUAGCACUCCCUUUCACUCUUAUAAUAAUGUCUUGGUUUGGAUGAUACAUGGUGAAGUUUUUGUUGAAACUAAAUUAUGAAGUCUGAUAUAUUUGGAUAAAAAUAAAGAAUUGCUUUUCUUCUCAUUUUGGUGACUUUUUGACACAUCAUUCUAAGCAAAAUCAUCUUAGCUUCCUAUAUUUCAGCCUGAAGUACUUCUUACCAAAGUUAUUUCAUGUAACAUUUGUUCAAUAUGUUCGUGAUAUGUCUUUCAGCAAUGAAAAGUUAUGCAUUUUACUGAAUGAAUAAAAACUUAGCCUCUGUUAUUUCCAUUUCUGAAAGUUGUAAGAGCUCACAUCAAAGAAAGUAAAAGUCAAUUUAAGCCUAGAUAAUUUUCAACUCACCAAUGUUAUGGCUAUUAGAAAGGAAAACCUAAUAUGCUCAUUGAACUGAAUAAUUCUACCUGUAAACAGGUGGAAACUAGACUUUAUUUAAUAGCAUUUUCAUGGUAUAGGUCCUGUUAUAUUAAGAUAUUUCAUUCUAUUUAUCAAAAUGGUGUAAAUAAAAGAAAUACAAUUAUUUUGAUAAUGCUUAUCUUCAACUUAAAUAUUUAUUCUUUUCAGAAAUAUGUGAAUACACUUGUAAAUAUAUACAAAGUGAAAAAUAAGGAUAUUUUAUCAUUAAUUAUUUCUGAAAGAUUCUUCUUAUGCUGUUUUAAAUUUAUCGAUAUAUUGCUUAAAGUAUUAUGAAAAGAGGCUUUUUGUCUGGACAAAAUGGGCUCAUAAUACAGUAUUUCUAUUGGAGGAAGACUGGGGUCAUGGGAAAACUGGCUUACAUUCUAUUAGUUCUUACAUUCUUCAGAAUUUAUGUUUGAAUUACAUUGUACAUAAAGUCAGCAUCAACCUAAUUGCAAUUUCUGGCAUGCAAUUUAUAAUUAUUUAAGUGUACAAGGUCAUUUAGGUUCAAAGAUACAAACUCAUGUAUUCAAUACUGCAAGUUCAAUUUUAUAAAAAAUGAUAUUAAACUUUUGAAACAUGAUUGGCUUUAAUUUUUA